Messenger RNA from Populus euphratica (Euphrates poplar), 1458 nucleotides. RefSeq names its product glucan endo-1,3-beta-glucosidase 8-like. NCBI's taxonomy places the organism in Eukaryota, Viridiplantae, Streptophyta, Magnoliopsida, Malpighiales, Salicaceae. Gene Ontology annotation, molecular function: hydrolase activity, hydrolyzing O-glycosyl compounds. The transcript is spliced from 2 exons. Bases 1 to 1458 code for a protein of 485 amino acids. The record is from RefSeq and is a predicted model, not a curated record. Gene Ontology annotation, biological process: carbohydrate metabolic process.
AUGGCCAGAACCGGGCUGCUAGUAUGGUCAUAUUGUUUGAUUCUGGCAUCAGUCAAUGUUGUUCACGUCCUUUCUUCAACAGUCUUACCAGGUAUAGGCGUGAACUGGGGCACGAUGGCGUCGAAUACAUUGCCGCGUAAUAUAGUGGUUAACAUGUUGAAAGACAAUGGCAUCAGUAAGGUUAAGCUUUUCGAUUCUGAUUCUCCGACCUUAAAGGCCUUGGCUGGCACAGGCAUUGAGGUCAUGGUUGGCAUCCCUAAUAACCAGAUGUACAUAGUAGCCGGUGAUAUAGAGGAUGCCGAAGAUUGGGUGAAAGAAAAUGUCACCGCGUAUCUUCAUAAUGGGGGUGUUGACAUCAAAUAUGUGGCUGUUGGGAAUGAGCCUUUCUUGUCGAGCUAUAAUAACACAUAUGACAAUAUUACGUUCCCAGCAUUGCAAAACGUUCAAAAGGCUUUGGACAAAGCUGGAGUCGGAGACAAAAUCAAAGCUACAGUUGCUCUUAAUGCUGAUGUUUAUGAAUCCCUUUCGGACAAACCGUCCGGUGGUGAUUUCCGUAAGGACAUAAAGGGUAUCAUGAUUCAGAUUAUCAAGUUUCUCCAUCAAAAUAAGGCUCCCUUCGUUGUUAACAUUUAUCCAUUCCUUAGUCUGUAUCAAAACGCUGGCUUCCCCUUCGAUUAUGCCUUCUUUGAUGGUGGCAAAACAAUCUCGGAUAAAAAUGUUUCAUACAGCAAUGUGUUUGAUGCAAAUUACGAUACACUAGUUUGGACGCUGAAGAAGAAUGGUGUUGGUGAUUUGAAGAUCAUAAUUGGGGAAGUUGGUUGGCCUACAGAUGGUAACUUUAAUGCUAACAACAAACUAGCUAAGAAGUUCUAUGACGGUCUCCUAAAAAAGUUGGUCGCAAAGAAGGGAACCCCUCUCCGACCAGGCCUAUUGGAAUUGUAUCUCUUUAGCCUAAUCGACGAGAAUCAGAAAAGCAUUGCACCGGGACAUUUUGAGAGACAUUGGGGACUCUUUUACUAUGAUGGAAAGCCAAAGUUUCCAAUAGAUUUAUCCGGAAAAGGCAACGACAAGAUGCUAAUAGCAGCAAAGGGAGUUCAGUACAUGUCACCUCGAUGGUGUGUGCUUAAUGAGGAGAACAAGAACUUGAGCAUGAUAGCAGAUGAAAUCAGCUAUGCUUGCUCUUUGGCUGAUUGCACAAGCUUGGGUUAUGGAUCAUCAUGCAGCAAAAUGGACAGUGAUGGCAAUGUUUCUUAUGCUUUUAAUAUGUACUUCCAAAUGCAGGAUCAAGGUGAUUAUGCAUGCAAUUUCAAUGGAUUAGCAAUGAUAGUUAAAAAAAAUGCCUCUCGGGGAAGCUGUCUUUUCCCAUUGCAGCUUGUAGGAGCUGGAGAGAGGCUCGGAUUGGCAUAUGGAGUAAGCAUCAUUGCAGGAUUAAUGUUGGCAUUUUUCUCCCUGAUGUAA